AUGGCUCCAUCCAUCAUCAUGGUCUCAGGCUUCACGACCACAAUGUUCGUCCUUCACACCAUUUCUGGGACAGUUGACCAGCUUAAAUGCCUGCAGCUGCCCAAACACGCCGAGACGGGUGUAACACAGCCUUUCAUUUUACAGUCCCAAUUGUAUAGCAGCGUGAAGGACAGGACACAAGUUGAUAGAGAUUUGGAGUCACUGAAGAAAGACAGAGUACUCCGUGUAUUCAAACUCAAUACUGGGCAGGAUGACCAUGCAAUCAUGUUCAUGGAUGAUUAUCUGAAACAGAUGGAAUCUGCUGUCAGGGGGUCAACGGGCAAAAACCAAGAUGGUAGUGAAGUGUUUGAGUGGUUUGAGAAAUAUGUUCUGCAUUCGAAAUUGGAUGUUAGCAUAGAUCACCUAGAGAUGUGUUCACUGCUAUCACAUGGGGGUGAUGCAAGAGAUAAACACAUCACCCUAUUGAUGAAUGCUGGUCUCCUGACACGUCAACUAAUAGAUCCAAAUAUGUACUGGUUUUCUAUUCCAAGUAUUGGUCCUAUCUUGAAAGGCCUAUCCCAGGGGAGGAAGGAAGUUCUUUCAUUACUGAACCGUCGGAAGUACAAGGAGAUGCUACUAUCUUCACUGGAGAAGACGAGGUUGAGGUUAUCACCUCUCGACGUGCGGUUCCACCUCCGCGAUCUGAUUGGGUCUGGUCACAUAAAGACGGUUCAAACACCCACCGGCUUACUUGCUCGCGUGUCAACAGAUUGAUAGACACACCUUUGGAUCGAUUUUUUUAGCAGUUUCGGCUUCUUCAGAAAAGAACACCGUUUUUCUGCUGAGUCAGCAAAAAGUAGUCAGAGUUUAUUUUAUUGGUUCCUGCAUUCUUUAAGGUCAAUUAGUAGGGUGUAUUGCAAAAAAGAAAUUCUGAGAGGUAUUCUGGUCUUGAUCUGAUUAAUGUUUGUAUAGUAAUGGCGAUGAAAUGCUGGAGCU
Molecule: messenger RNA, 975 nt
Organism: Triticum aestivum (bread wheat)
Lineage: Eukaryota; Viridiplantae; Streptophyta; Magnoliopsida; Poales; Poaceae
Product: serine/threonine-protein kinase 19-like
Exons: 8
Coding region: 1-753 (250 amino acids)
Source: RefSeq, a predicted model, not a curated record